Bactrocera tryoni is the source of this 1114-nucleotide messenger RNA. RefSeq lists its product as uncharacterized. Lineage: Eukaryota; Metazoa; Arthropoda; Insecta; Diptera; Tephritidae. The record is from RefSeq and is a predicted model, not a curated record. Bases 322 to 612 code for a protein of 96 amino acids. The transcript has 5 exons.
CUCGCUCGGUAGUUGCACUCUGCAGACGCGUUCGUCUAGUACGUUUAAUCGUUUGCUUAUUAAUGAAUUUUUAUUUCGUUUAUUGUUUUUGUUAUUUGCUACGUAUAUGUAGUUAAUGGGAGUUUUCAAUGUAUGAAUAAUAAAUUCGUAUGGAUAUGUUUAAUUUAAUGCGAAAUAUAAGUACUGUGUCAAGCAACGAAAGUUAAAAAAAAAUCGCGAAAUAAAUUCCAGAUUUUCAUUGUAGAGGAUAGUAGCGCCUUGCCUUCUUGUUAGGGACACUCAUACUACUUUGAACAUAACUGUAUACCACCCAAUUUUAAUAUGACAGCGACACCUCAGGAACCUAAAUGGAGUUUGGAGCGACGUGAGUCGUCGGGUCACUUGGUUUGGCGGAAGGAGUCUCCCAGUUCUAAAGUACGUUUUCGUUUUGAUGUUGAAGUAUUGGAAUUUGAGAAACAUCCCCAUGAAGAUAUUGAAUACAAAAAAGGCGGAUAUUCUGCUAGCAAUAUUACUUCAACUAUAGCACUCUGUGCUACAUGUGUUGCGGCGGUGGCUAUUAGCGUUUUUUUACCAUGGUAUCUUAUGGAUAAGGCGCUAUCAAGGGGUUCAUAGUUUUAUACUUUUAUGACCGAGGGAACGAAAAUGUAUACACGUUGGCCAUUUUAUGCGAAGUUAUACUUAUCGAAUCCAUUUACGUGAAGAGAAACCCGCUCUGUGUUAUCGUGCGAUAGAAAAUAGGUUGAUACACAUCAUCGGAACAGCAUAAAUAACAAUUUCAAUUAAAAAUUUCGAACAUGUAAUAAAACUUACCAGAUAGAAUAAAUUUAAUGACUCGCAAAUUUAUAUAUAUGAAUUUACGCUUAAAUAUUUAUAUGUCAAACAUUAUAAUUAGUAUUGUACAAAGAUAAGUGCCUUAAAAUUAAUUAAGAAAUAUUUAAAAAACAUUAUUAGAAUUUAUAUUCAUUUUAAAACUAGUGAGAUUAAUCUGUGAUCUUAAAAGCAUCGCCCAAUAUCAAUAUUCACCGAUGCUGUAGACUUAUUAAAUAUUGGUAUUUUAAGUGCUAUAUGAUUUUCAAUAAAUAAAAUCUUUUAUUUACUGUACACAACUUAAUAA